Danio aesculapii is the source of this 751-nucleotide messenger RNA. It is a transcript of the gene med31, whose product is annotated as mediator complex subunit 31. Gene Ontology annotation, biological process: regulation of transcription by RNA polymerase II. The record is from RefSeq and is a predicted model, not a curated record. The coding region runs from base 139 to 549 and encodes 136 amino acids. Gene Ontology annotation, cellular component: core mediator complex; mediator complex. Lineage: Eukaryota; Metazoa; Chordata; Actinopteri; Cypriniformes; Danionidae. Gene Ontology annotation, molecular function: transcription coregulator activity. The transcript has 4 exons.
UGGCAAAUAUGGCGUCAGCGGUCUAUGUCCGCAUAAACAAGGAGUAAUGUGUUGUUUUUGGUAAUCGCGCUGUAAAAAUCUUUCAAUACUAAUCAUUUUCGAGAUAUUUCAGCGUCGUCUGUACUCUCGUUAUCCGUAAUGGCUGGCGUUAUGGAAACAGAGGAGCAGGCGAGACAGCGCUUUCAGCUGGAGCUGGAGUUUGUUCAAUGUCUAGCAAACCCAAACUACCUGAACUUUCUGGCUCAGAGAGGUUACCUGAGAGAGAAGCCUUUCGUCAAUUAUUUGAAGUAUCUGCUUUACUGGAAGGAACCAGAAUAUGCUAAAUUCCUGAAAUAUCCUCAUUGUCUGCACAUGUUGGAGCUGUUGCAGUAUGAGCACUUCCGGAAGGAGCUGGUGAACGCACAGUGUGCCAAGUUCAUAGAUGAACAGCAGAUCCUGCACUGGCAACAUUACUCCAGAAAACGCACCCGUUUACAGCAGGCGCUGGCGGAGCAGCAGCAACAACAGCAGCCACAGGCUCCAUCCCACGCCAACACCACCUCCAAAUGAGACUCAAGCUUUUUCUGAUGGGCUUUUACAUAUUUUUACAAACAGACUUUGACUUUCACACUGCUCUCUGUAGGCUCAUAAUGUUAUGUGUUUGAAAAACAGGAGAGUAAAGGUAAGAAGAAGGUAAGAGGAGUGCGAAAUCAUUUGUAUUACGCUUUUGUGUUCUAAUAUAAAUUGUGGAAUAAACUGUUAAAUAGUUACA